AUGUCCGGAAAGUCUUACACGUCGGGAAGCAUGCGCUCGUGCGCUGGCUCCGUGCGGUUGGGCACGGCAUCCGGCCACGAGGUGGUGCUGGACGCGCUGUACGAGCGGAAGCGCGACAAGAAGAGCGUUCGCGUGCUGACCGUCAUCAUAUACGUAUUCUGCGUGUCGCUGGCCGCGAUAAUGCUCUCGCUCUACUACGUGUUCUUCUGGGAGCCCAAGGACGCGCAAUACGCGCAGCGCAAGGUGUCAAACACAGUCACGCCGCAAAUCAGCACUACACCAAUGCCCACUUGCUUUAUGCCCCACACCGGAGGAAGCAAUACCCAAGUGACUUCAACGACCAUUCCACACACCCUAAAUAACUUCACUGACGUUUCGAAUACUAAUGAAAACAAUGGAACGACUACUAAUGUAAUUGAAGACUCUUCUCCACCGACUACCCCUAGAGACAACGAAACAAUUACUGACCUUGAAGUUUCUAACGGUACAACGGUUACAUGACGUUUUGAAAAACUUUUACGUAAAAUUCACAAUAAAACUGUUUGCAGUUGAGUAGUGUCUACGAAGAUGAGAUUAUUCUGUCUGAGUAUAUUGGUCUUAUGUGAUUACAUGUAACGAUUGCCGUCUAUAGAGUCUAACUUGAAUUGUGAUACAUACGUUAUGCACUGAAGUACUACAAUAUGUCAGCUACUAGAGUCGCAAAAGAUCUCUAAAGUAAUUAGUGUAGCAGAAAUUUUGAUUGAAUAUUUAAGCGAUGUUAACACCUACAUACAUAGCAAUCAUUGUCUUUUAAAAGUUACAAAAUAUAAUAAUAUUAACAGCACUUCGUUGUUAUUAAACUUUGAACAUUCGCUUAACGUAGAGUUACUUUAACCUAUAAUAGUGCCUAUUGUAUUAUAGACAGACAUGCCAUUGACACUACUAAUAAUAAAAUUGAAUAGAAACAUAAGUCUAUGUAAUUGUAAAGUCAGUGAUACGCGUUUUGAGUAACGUUAACUAAAACACCAAUAAUUAGGUAUAACAUAACACACAUAAAAACACAAUAAAAACAUAUAUUACGAUACAAUUAAUAAGAUAUCGUAAAAUAGCAUAUUUGAUUACAUAUUCAUUUAUAUGUAAUUAAUCAUUGUAUUUACAGAUAAACUAGUGUACUCACAAUAUUUUUUAUUAGCAAAAUUACAGUCAACUUUAUAUAGUGAGUUUAGAAAGAGUCGAUCAAAAUCUGAUUUCCAUUUUUUUUAAAACGGUAAACAUUUAUAGAAGAUAUUACAAUAUUUAUUAAAAGGCAAAAUGAUUCUCAAAAUUAUUUAGGUAAACAACUAUAUGCUAUGGAUAUUUUUUAUUUUUAGGAUAUAAAUGAAGUAUGAAAAUUUAAGAUGUCUCGACAAAUAUGUGGUUUUAAAAAUAAAAACUAAUUUACUAAAUUUUAAUCUAAACAAUCCAGAUGCUAAAAGUACUUAUUAUAGAAUCCUAAUAUUGUUAGCAAUUAUAUUAUAUAUCCAAGAAUAUUAUUACAAAUUAAGAUUGUUGUUUACAUAUUUAGUAAUUAAGUUCUUAAGAAUUGUUAAAUGUGUUUGUAGACGUUCUUUGUUUUGUGAAUCGACAACAGACGGUUGCAAGUUUAAAAAAAAUAGGUCGACACUGUUGACGCAACAAACUGUAGGGCUCGAGAAAACGUAUUAAGCUCCAACCCUUCUCUUAUAUCGAGAAGAGGCCUUUUCCCAGCACUGUAACAUUCACAGACUGAGUCUGAUGAUGACCAAUUUAGUUCAGUAGGAGGAUAACGUGGCGAACGAAGCUUCAACUGUUUUUGUUCAGUUCAGAGUGGCCUCUGCCCAUUAAUGGGAUUGUAUGUAUAUUGUCUUUUGUAAUUAUACAAUACAAAGUGCAAAAAAAAAUCUAUACAAAUCUGUUAAAAAAAUUUAUGUUACGACUUAUUAUAACGUUACGUUACUUGUCAACAAUAUAUGGAAAUAUGAAGAUUAAAAAUAUAGUAAUAAAGUGUAA
Messenger RNA from Melitaea cinxia (Glanville fritillary), 2007 nucleotides. RefSeq lists its product as uncharacterized. The record is from RefSeq and is a predicted model, not a curated record. The transcript is spliced from 2 exons. The coding region runs from base 1 to 501 and encodes 166 amino acids. Lineage: Eukaryota; Metazoa; Arthropoda; Insecta; Lepidoptera; Nymphalidae.